GAUGACAGCAUCGAUACCAUUCCGUUGGCUUUUCUGAGCACCGCUUUCGGCGACGAUGAUUUACCGACCGUCGAUUUCUCCAACAUUUGUAGCUCAAGCGGUGGGAGCAACGAUUGUUCUGACAUGGCCACAGAUAUCAAGGCCUGCCAGGCUAAGGGAAAGACCAUCACGCUCAGUAUUGGUGGCGCUACGUCUUCGGUCAUUCUUUCUGGUGACAGCCAGGGCAAGACCUUUGCGGACACCAUCUGGAACUCUUUUCUCGGCGGCUCCUCCGACACUAGGCCUUUCGGUGAUGCAAUUCUCGAUGGUGUGGACCUGGACCUCGAGUCCGGCGACGGAGCCGGUUACGCCGCAUUCGUCACCCAGCUUCGUACCCAUACCGACAGUGCAGACAAGACGUACUACGUGACUGGUGCUCCACAGUGCCCAUACCCUGAUGCGUACAUCGGAGAGGUUCUUUCUAGCGUAGGGUUUGACGCUGUCUAUGUACAGUUCUACAACAACCCCUCUUGCGGUCUCACUGCGGCGUCAACGUCUGGCUGGAACUUUGCAACCUGGGACAAAUGGGCCAAGUCCUCUCCCAACCCAGAUGUCAAGGUGUAUAUCGGUGCUCCUGCCUCUUCAUCGGCGGCUGGUUCGGGCUACGUCGACGCCGACACCCUUGCCCAGAUCGCACAGGAGAACCGUGACAAGUACUCGUCUUUCGGUGGUGUGAUGCUUUGGGACGUUUCGGAGGCUUACAGUCAGUUCUGA
Molecule: messenger RNA, 753 nt
Organism: Stereum hirsutum FP-91666 SS1
Lineage: Eukaryota; Fungi; Basidiomycota; Agaricomycetes; Russulales; Stereaceae
Product: glycoside hydrolase
Exons: 7
Biological process (GO): carbohydrate metabolic process
Cellular component (GO): extracellular region
Molecular function (GO): chitinase activity
Source: RefSeq, a predicted model, not a curated record